Molecule: messenger RNA, 11208 nt
Organism: Cladocopium goreaui
Lineage: Eukaryota; Dinophyceae; Suessiales; Symbiodiniaceae
Source: the annotation of a GenBank genome assembly
AUGGAGUGGGGAGUGAGCCUUCUCAAGGAAGGGCCAUUCUGCGGGCUCCCAAACUAUGAACCUUCCUUGGUUAGCUCCAGGGAAGGAGACCGCAUCACCCUGGUCGCUCAUGUGGAGGUCAGGGACAAUACAGGGCGAGGCCACAUGUGCCGUGGUGUGAUCUCAGGGCAGCGGUUCAGACUGGUGGCAGACAUCCCGUCAGGUGCUCACAAGGUCACAGUUUUGGCAGGCUCCCUCACGCAUCUCAGAGGACCGAUCUUGAAGGUGGACGAAAAGGCCAAGAUCUUGGUGCACAAGGAGAAGGACUUGAGCAGCCUGUUCAAGCUCAUUGAAACCUGCUCAGGGCUGGGAGGCCUAGGCACAGGUGCAGCACACGCAGGCUGGAAGACACAGGUUCACAAUGACAUGAUGACCUCCUUUUGUGAUCACUUGGUCAAGUUCAGUGGUACUGAAGUGGUUCAAGGCGACAUAUGCCAUCUGGCUACAGUGGCCGAGAUUCAUGCAAAGGCUCCAGGCGCAGCAAGCAUGGCUUUUGGCUUCAGCUGCCAGCCAUUUUCACGGCUGGGUGACAGGCGUGAAGGCCAUGACCCCAGGGCGCAAUCCCUUCCGUACAGCCUGUACUGUGCCUUUUUGUUACAGCUGGAUUUGGUGGUGACAGAGUGCGUCCCCGAAGCUAGCCAGUCAGCGUUUGUGAUGAAAUGCAUGCAACAGUACAUGCAGGCCACCAACAGUGAUCGCACAGAGGCGUUGCUCGAGUUGUCUGAUGUGUGGCCAUCCAAAAGGCGCAGGUGGUGGACCAUCAUCCUGAAAAGCUACAUGGGAAGGGUCAGCAUUCCGCCAUUCCCCAAGCUGCCAGUACCACCCACGGUAGCCAGUAUCUUGCCAGGGUUGCUUCAGAUGUCUGAUCAGGAGUUGCAAGAGUUGGUGUUGUCAGUUGAAGAACGUCGGAUGUUUGAAAAUUAUGGCAAAGGGCUUGGAGGGCAUAUGCUGAACCUGGCCGAACCAUUGGCCACAGCACUGCACAGUUGGGCCAAUCAGUGCGUAGCUUGUGCUUGCGGGUGCAGGGGUCCACUGUCGUGUAGCCGUUUGCAGGCUCAGGGAUUGUUUGGAGUUUUGGCCCAUGUCCCCAAUCAAGCACUCCAUCAGAAUGUUCGGCAUUUGUCAGCAAGAGAGAUGGCCAUUUUGGUUGGUUUCCCCAAGGCUGAAGGAUGGUCAGAUCACCAAAGGUUGCUGGUAGCAGGAGUCGGACAAAUCGCAUCACCGUUGCAAUCAGCAUGGAUUUUCGCAGCCAUCUUGAAUCAUCUGAUUGAUCAUGGUUUUUGUGAAGGCCCCAUGAUUCCUCCCAAGCAAAUCUUGGCAUGUGUUGCAGCUGAAGUUUUCAAGUUGAGGGAUCAAUGGUUCAGCAAUCAUUCCACGGUCGCAAUGGAAAUGUUUCAGGAGUCCAUUGAGGAAUUUCUGCAACCAGCCCAGGUGGCUGCCCCACACGCCAACGUGGGAGAACUGUCCCCGAGUCAAGAUGAGGAUAUUGCAAAAGCCAUCGAUACCAUUGAGAAGCAAGUCAACACUAGAGGGGAAGCAAGUGAGGCAGUGCAUUUCCCACAGAGGCCGCAUGCAUUGGCCAAUUCUGGGGUUGCAAGGGAUGACACAUCAAGCCAUGGAACUUUGGCAGAAUCAUCAGUGACGAGCUGCUCAGUGACUCACAAGGGAUUUGAGCCUCAAGAGAAGCAAAAUGAAGUAAAUGGUCAGAGCACACCUGCCCUGGUUUCCAACACCAGUGAACGACCUUGCACAAGUCAAGGUCCAGUUGGGUUUCAAGAGGAGACAAACAGCCAGCGGUCGGGACGCAAAGACCCAGAAGAAAAGAAAAGCGGGUUGACCAAUCAACAGCCAGCGGGCAGGACGCCAGAACCUGACAAACAGCCAGCGGGUGGGCCGCCAGAACCCUUUCCAAGCAAGUCCCUGUCGGUCUGUGUCCAAUCCGAGGCAGAAGAUGCAAUUGUCCCGGCCAUCCAUGUCAGCUCGGCACAUGUGCAAGGUAGUCCCCAGGAAGCUAUCGGGUCACAUCCAGUCAAGCCAAUCCAUCAUCCAGGCAAGGUCGUGAGAGCAGGUGUACCCAUGUGGGACAGUGCGACAGGUGCGAUCCAAGCAUUUGCCACAGUGAUGGCGAGUCCCAAAAAGCCAGUCCCAACAUCAGCCAAGGCAGGAAUAACAUGUCCACCUGAGGUGUGUUUCCCGAUGUCUGACGUGUUGCGCCCAGGCCUGCUUGUGUAUGACGCAGACACCCAUCAAAUCUGUCGCCAUGAGUUUUCAGGUGAUGCAACGGUUGCUGAAUGGUUUCAAGGCCUUCAUUCCAUGGAUGUUCAAUACCCAUAUUUCACAGACCUAGCUGGCCAGCCGCUGCAAGGAGAAAUGAAGCUCAGCACCCUGAAGUGGAUCAUUGUCAGCCAGUCGCCAUUGCCGGCCCAGGUCACAUCCAUUCAGGACAGGGCGAACAGGUUGUAUUCCAUGCCACGUCAUGAGUCCAUCUUGUUGCAGGGUGGGGCAGUAGCUCUAGAUGAAAUGCGUUACUAUCUCAGUGCAAUCGAUACUGUUGGGGUAGCCAAGUCAUGGAAUCCAUUGAUCCUGCACUCCCUUACGGAUUUGCACACAGAGGCCGAGGCAUGGCUAGGGGACCUGGAAAGCUACAUGGAACAGCAUGUCCAAGGUAUGCAAUCAGUUGCCACGUCCUGGUGGGCGGAAUUGCCCAUUGAAGCCAUCGCCACAAUGAUGUGGGUCAAUUUCCAUUGGAUUCCAGUGUGGUUGGUCCCAGGCACUCACAUGUAUGCAAUCCACACCACUGAUGAAGGGAUCCAGCUUUGGAAGAUGUUGUUUCCAAACUGGGAAGGCGCGGUACAUGUCCACUCAGCAUUCAAAUCCACAUUCACUGAGGACUGCGGGUUUCAGGCUUUUGCAUGGUUGAUCAGCCAGUGUACCCACUUUGAAGGAUCGUCAUUGACCGCCACCGAUGCAGCCGGAUGGAGACAGCUGUACUGGCAACAAACACUCAUCUCCAAACCAGCGAAGACACACAUCUUGCUAGGUGGACAGUCGGAGGUAGAAACCGCUUUGCAGGCCAUCUUGCGUGAACAUGGUGUCUUUCCGGAUCGGGUUCAGGCUAGGGCGGCAAUGGUCUUGAAAGCAAUUUCCCAUCAAGCAUUGGUAGGAGUUUUCAAUGCAAGCCGCCCUUGGCAACAGCUCAAGCAAUUGGCAACCAGCCACACGCCAUCCAUUCGUCUGGUGCUUGAAGAUGAACUGCAGGCGACCAUUCGAGCUCGCACCAAGCACAAAGGAUCAGUUCAAGCCAAAGGGUCAUCCAAGGGAAAGCAGGCACCGCCAAUGCAUUUGCAUCCACAGGACAUCAGCAUCCCAAACGGUAUUUUCCGUGUGGAGUCAGGUGACAUGAUCGCACAGUUGAGCGUCAAACAAAUCGGCCAAUCUGCUCAGGGAGUAGUGGUGUUCACGGAGGAAGAAGUCCAACCCUAUCUCAAGCAUCCGGUAAGCUCCAGUCACGGCCUUGGUUUCUUGGUUUUGUCGCCGUAUUCGGCAGAAUUGGCAGCACAAGGAGAGGUUCACCGUUUCCCAGUCCAAAGCAAAAUCACAGGUGAGCCAUUACUGGUGUCCGCAGUUCUGAUCCAGAAAGGGCAAGCCCGAAUAGUGCGAAAUGUGCCGCAGCAAGCACCAGCCAUUGACCAGAUCGCUACCCAGACGCUCAAGGUGCUGGUGUACAGAGACCAAACCCCGGACUGGGAUGCUGUGGUUAAACAUCCGGUUAAAUACAUCAUCAGCCAGAUUGAGGAGAUGCAGGUGUGCAAAGAACCCACUUGUAAGUGCAACCGUUGGCACCCACAGGAGCAAGCCAACGAUUCUCCCAUACUCGAUGUGUGGCAGAGAGAUUAUCUCACGCUGCACUUCCAAAAGACCAAGGCCACCGAAGCCCAAAUCUACGCUGUGGCCAUCCGAGUCCCAGUGACCAUCUUUCAGCAGCUGUAUCAUAAGUCUGGAGGUGCCGGCAUCUACUUUGAGCCUCGCAUGGAUGACGGCAGGUCACAAGAUGCAGCGUAUCACACGGUUUGGAUUCCCCGCAAGCCGCACAGUGAGAUUGUUGCACUCCAAUCGAUGAUGGAGACCCAAGUGUCCCUUAUCAGGGUAGGUGCCCGGUAUGGAUUCAAGGUCCCGGUCUCCGAUGCAGCCGCUCUCCAUGAGAAGGUAAGCCCUGGAACACCAUUCAUUGCUGGGCCCAGCAGAUCCUCAUACAGAGUUGGUCCAUUCCCAUGGGGCACAACAAAGAAAGCCAUCCAGCAGCUUUUUCAGCAGUGGGGUUGGGUAGCCAAGGCAGUGCAUUCCGUGGCAAAAGCCAAGGAUUCCAGUGGUCUGAUGUGGUUGGUGCAUGCCAACUCCCCGCCAGGACAUCUGGUCUACCAGUUGCAGCAUGGCGAUGUCAUCAUCCAUCAAGACCCUCAAACCUCCAAGGAGACAUGGCGGCCUCCUCAAGCACAGGCAUCCAGGAAGGAGCUCCGGGCUCAACAGCAAGAUGAGGUCUUCGUCAACGACCCAUGGGCGGAGUCGGCACAGAAGCUCAGUCGCAAACCUGAGGUGACAGCAGCCCAGAUUUCCUCUCUGGAGGCAUCAAUUGACCACAGGAUUUCCCAACAACUGGAGAGCCGUUUGGCCGACCAGGAUGAGCAGAUGGGUCCCUCGAUUGAGCCACGCAUCCAAGCGUUGGAGCAACAGAUGGCGCAGCUGCAAAAACAUUCGGUGCAGUUGGACGGAAAGGUUGACUACCUGCAUCAGCAGGUCGAACACCAGGCUGCCAAGUUUGAAUCAUCCCUCGAUUCCAAACUCCAGGAGCAAAUGCAUCGCAUCGAGAUGCUGAUGACCAAGCGAGCACGUUCUCAUGAAUGCAAUUUUGUGCGUCACCAAUUCAGUUCAAGUAUCCAUGCCCGUCUGGCCAUUGCCAACAGCCGGACAACCAUGAGCAGCGCAGUGACUACCUACUUGAGCAUCUCAGUGGCUCGGAAACGGUUGGCAUCAAUUUUGACUCAUGCCAGGAGGGAAGCAGGUGAUGGCAAAAGGCCUUCCACCAGCAAUCAGCUGCAGACGGGAGAGGAGGGGAGCACACCACCAGUGCCGUUGCCCCGGAGCAGCACCAAGAACAAUGCCAAGACCAUCAUGAUGCAAUUAGGCCGAUCCUGGCGAAGCCAAAGCAGUAAGUGGCUGCCACCAGCAGGCCACAAGCAGGCACUAGCCCUCAACCACACCCCAUCGCGGCUGUGCAACAUCCUUUUCGGGGAUCUGAUGUCAGGAACACACACUGGAGCUCACCAGGGGCACCUUCGCCCCGGAAUGUGGGCCACUCCGGGUCACAAGAAUGCCCACCCAACGGAAGGCCUCUUGCAACAUGACAAGGGGCAGAUGCCUUUUGACUCAGUCUGGGCAAAAGGACGCCAGGACCUGACAAACAGCCAGCGGUGGGGCCGCAAGAACCCCUCUUGGGCGGGCAUUUCACCAUGCCAGUAUGCCCCGGAAUGUGGGUCCAGUGAAAUCAAACGAGGAAUCAAACAGCCAGCGGUCGGGACGCAAGAACCCAGAAGAAAAGAAAAGCGGGUGGACCAACAAACAGUCAGCGUGCAGGACCCUAGGUCGCAUGAGGUAGUGGAAGGUGAUGAAAAUGUUUUCAUGGCCAUGGGGGUGCAAGUUCCGCCCAGUAGAGUAGAAUCAUCCCAGCCACUGCAGAUCAUGGAUGAUCCAAGAAUCGCUACCCAAGAGCAUGGGGAUGAUGAUGAUCCUGCCAUCGCGACAUCUGAUGACGAAUCCACCACCAGUGAUGAAAACCCGGCAUGGAGAGUUUUCUAUGUCUACACAGUACAUCAACCACCACUGCAGGUGAACCUCAUCAUGGUACGGGAUCGACUCCAGCAUUAUCAGUGUGCAAGGGCACUUGGAUGGACCGUGGAACAGCUGAGCGCCAGGUACCAGGUCACGCCAUGCCCCAGUGACCUUCAGCACGCCAGAAUGCGAGGAUUGUUGGCCAGAUUUCAUGAAGAUCCUCCAGAAGGAGGAGCACUUGCGAUGGCACUCAUAGAUGUGGAAUUUCACCCACCAGCGCCACGGUGGGAUCCGGAAAUAAUCCGUGCAGCCAUGUUUGUGCCCCGGCAAGUGACGAACCACCAAUUCAUGGAAUCAAUGCACCUCAUGCCAUACUGUAGAUACAGCCGCAGGCCCUGCAUUUUGCUGUUGCGUGACCAGAGAAUCAACCUUGACCUGGAAACAACCAUGCAGAUCACAGAUGGAUCAUACAUACGUGUGGUCUUGCCACCGCCCAACCAGGAGGAUGAAACCAUACCAACUCGGUGCGUAGCCAUGGCUUGUUAUCAGGGAAUUGGACAGGAGUUCUUUGCAUUCUUUGGAGACCUGGUUGAAGAAUAUAACUUAUGGAGCAUGCCCAAUCCCUACCAGAUCCUCACAGUUGACACCGCAGCGGCUGACGCAGAGCCAGAGGAGGACCGAGUGGAGCUCCUCCAACGGAUUCAGGAAGGAUGGGCCAUCGCUGCCAUCAACCCAACAGGUCUUGCAGGCAAAGCCAAGCAGUUCAGCGACCUGCCAGCAGGAAUUUAUGCCAUCUCCGAGACACAUUUGUCGGAACGUGGACAGGUAAGAUUCCGAGAAGAGCUGUUUCAUGCCAAGAAUAUGCUCAAGCUGUAUCCAGGGUAUAGAGAUAACACGAACCGCCUAUUGCAAGAGGUCGCAAGGCAGGUCAUGCAAGGGUUUAAAGGGCCUGCAUUCAUCGCAGGAGACUUUAACCAAGUGCCAGGGGUUUUGCAUGAGACAGUCAAAUGGGAACAGCAAGGAUGGAGGGACGUCCAGACAUGGGCGGCAGAGAAAUAUGGGAUCAAUCCAGGGGUUACCUUCCAGUUCACUACUAGGAAAGAUUUUGUGUACCUUUCCCCAGAACUGCAAAUCCUGCUGUCAAGUUGUUCAAACUCAUUUGACCGAUGGCCAGACCACUCGACUCUCAUGGGUCUCUUUAGCAUCCCAAGCAACCCGGAACCCUUGCCACGAUGGGUCAAGCCAGCCGCAAUUGACUACAGCCAGUUGGACAGUAAAGUAAUUGCAGCACAGCCAUGUACCCCAGCCCCGUCCCAUGAGGACCCGACCAUGCAGUAUGCUGCCAUUUGUAACCACUUUGAAAAGCAUGUUCAUGAUUGCCUCAAAGCCAAGGGCAAGGUCGGGCUUCAGCACAGCCAGUGCGGCAGAGGACAAACGAUGCAGAGAACUUUCAAAAGGGCAGUAGUCUCACCAGCGAAGCCUGCGAGGCAAGGGGACUACCACCCCACAGUACAUACAUGGUCUCUGCUGCACAGCCGAUGGAUCACCCAGUGCCGACGUCUCCAAAGUUAUGCAAAGCACAUAGCUAAAGGAAGCCAAACACCCACUGCUAUUGAACACAGGGCUGCGUUGUGGAGAGCCAUUCGGAAUGCGCUGGGCUUCCAUGGAGGUUUCCCGUGCUGGUGGGGAACUCAGGCAGCGGACCACCCCAAUCAAAUCCCAUGGAUCCCUAUGGAACCUCCGGGACCCGACAUCGCCAAUCACAUCAGUGUGCAAUUUCAGGCAAUCCUUUCUUCUAUGGAGACCCGCAUCAUCAAACAACGUGUGGCACAGGCUCGGCAAAACCGCAUUGCUGACACCAAUCGGGUAUUCAAGGACGUCCGACGCCCCAUGCCGGUCCCAGUCAGUAUGUUGGUGGCCAAAUCCUCCACACAAGUGACUGCGGUAGUCGACGAAGGGUCAGUAGAGGUUGCCGACUCCGACCCUAUUCAAGAGGCUGCAGUUCUGGAAACCAGAACAGGUCCACUUCAGGUGAUACAUAUAGAGGCCAACCAGAUCUGGUUCACAUCACCUCACACCCUAGUCCCAGGUGACGAGGUAGCCGUAGUUGAGUUGCAGGGCAGGGUCCAAGAUGUUCACACGGCAUUCCUCCAGGAAUGGACUAGGCGUUGGGACCGGCACAGGCAUUUGCCCCCAGACCACUGGGAGGAGGUCUUAGCCCUCACCAAAACAAUCCUGCAUGCCGACCAGAUGCCACUGGCCCCCAUCACCCUAGACAGGUGGAAACACGCCCUGAGAUCCAAAAAGUCCUCUGCCGCCACAGGACUCGAUGGAUUGGCCAGGCGAGAUCUGUUAUCAUUCCCAGACAUUUUGCAUGAACAAUUGCUGGAACUCUUUGCAACAGCCGAGAACAAUGGGAAAUGGCCCCAGCAAUUGCUCCAAGGGGCAGUCCACGCGUUAGAGAAAACAGCAAAUGCAGAGCAUGUGUCGCAGUAUAGACCAAUAACGAUAAUGCCAUGCGCAUAUCGCACAUACUCCUCCAUCAGAGCCCGAGAAGUCCUGCAACAUUUGGCCAAGGUACUGCCACCCACAUUGUUAGGAAAUGUGCCGGGCAAGCAGGCAGUUGGUUUGUGGUGGACGCUGCAGCACAGGAUAGAACAGGCCAUGUAUGCAGGUGAGCCUUUGACUGGAGCAGUGUCAGACCUGUGCAAGGCAUUCAAUCACUUACCACGCACAGUGACAUUUCAAGCCGCCCUGUCGUUGGGAGUCCAUCCCAACAUUGUCCGUGCAUGGGCCGCAUCCACAGUACAUCUGCAGAGGCACUUCGUGGUGCGUGACUGCCCUUCAGCCCAAGUCACCUCCACCACGGGCUUUGUUGAAGGAUGCGGCAUGAGUGUAGUUGGGAUGGUCCUGAUCAAUGCCCUGGUACAUGCGUACAUGCAGCACCAACACCCUCAAGCCGUUUUUACCACAUAUGUUGACAACUAUGAGCUCCAGUCCCCCUCAGCUGAGCAGACCAAGCAGGCCCUGACAUCCCUUCAGGGGUUUUGUGAUCUAUUGGAUGUGCAGCUGGAUGCACGCAAAACGUACCACUGGUCAUGUGAUGCCACCGGCCGUGCACACCUUAGAGCCCACAAUGACAUCCCAGUGAGAUCGGCCAAGGACCUUGGGGCGCAUAUGCAGUACACUGGAAACCAGACCAAUGGAACGGUGUUGGCAAAGUUUAAGCAGUUGCCGGAGCUGUGGCACAAGCUUUCUAGAAGUCAUGCACCCCAAGCCCAGAAACUCAAAGUGCUCAGAGUGGUGGCAUGGCCCAGGGUACUCUACUCCGGGUCCAUAGUUCACAUUGGCCCAGCCCACUUUGAUGAGGCCAGAGCAGGUGCAUUCAAAGCCAUCGGAAUGCAGAACUCUGGUGCCAACGCACAAAUUUUUCUGGCAUUGGUUGCCAAUGUGGGGACAGAUCCCGAAUUCUAUGCUUUGUGGAAUUCAGUGACACAGUUCAGACGACACAUUGAGGAAGACAUGUUAGACGUCACGCUUCAGCAGGCAGCAGUGACCCCCCCACGCAAGAGAAAGCCAGGGCCAGGAGGAGUGCUUAUUUCCAGGCUAGAAGACAUGUGCUGGACGUAUGUGACCAAUGGAGUCUUCCGAGAUGGAGAAGGAGGUACAGUACACAUACUUCACACUCCAAGGCAAGAGCUCAAGGCUCGCUUGUGCCGAGCAUGGCAUCAUGCAGUUGGUCGUCGAUGGGAGCACAGGAAAGGGUUUCAGGGUCUCAGGUUUGUCUGUCCAGCUCUUUCACGCAUUGACACCACAAAGCACCCACCAGAUGCAGUAGGCUUCCUGCAAGUGGCUCAAACAGGGGCAUUUUACACUGCCGAUUGUCUCAAACAUUCAGGUUUCACUGAGUCGUCACAGUGCUCCAGAUGUUCGGAGGAAGACUCAGUGGAACACAGACAUUGGAAGUGUGCAGCUACAGCCCCGAGCAGAGCUCUCAUUCCUCAAAACAUCCAAGCGAAGAUUGACGCCAUGGAUCCCUGCUUACGAGAGCAUGGCUGGAUGCCUGAGCCUGUGGAAGUGCGUGAGUUCAAAAGGAGUUUGGCAGAUGUCCCAGACACAUGUGGGAGAUACGCCAGCUGUGCACACCAAGAGCACUAUGACCUGUUCUGCGAUGGGACAGGCUUGGACCCAAAACAGCCUACUACACGACUUGUAGCAUGGGCAGUCGUUGUCGCGGGAGCAGACCCUCAAGCUCCCCACAUGCCUCUAUCAUGGGGAGGAGUACCAGGCCAGUGGCAAACGGUCAUGCGGGCAGAGCUCAUGUCUUUUGUCUCAGCUCUCUGCUUCGGGGUUGCCAGAGGUACCACCUUUGCAAUUUGGAGCGACAGCGAAGUCAUCGUCAAGCGAGCCAGACGCAUCCAGCUGGGGUUAUUCGAGGUCACAUCCACAUGCACAGACCAUGAUUUAUGGAGGAUUGUACAAGAUCAGAUACCACCAGCCCAUGUAUGCAACAUUCACCACAUCAAGUCGCACCAGAGCUAUGGCAGGGAUGAAGCAUGGAUCCAAUGGGCCUGCUCAGCCAAUGACACAGCAGACCUCCUAGCCGCAUGGGCAUUGGACCAGUUGCCACUCCAAGUUCGUCAAGCACAACAACGUGCAUCUGCAGCGGUGACGUCAGCCAGAGAAGUGGUUCAACAGGUGCACGCACAUAUGGUGAGGGUUGCUCAGCUUUCAGUGACGGCCCCCCAAUCUGCACCGGCCCCGGUGUAUCGCCUUCCAGAUACCAUGAUCCUUGAUUGGCGCUCCAUUGCAGAGAAAGCACGAGCAGAGGCACCUGACAACUUGCGUUUUCAGCGAUGGUUGAAGAUUUUGGAUUGGAUGGCUGAUCUGGAGAACCCUUCCGCUGCGCCGCGUUGGCUGAGCUGGUACGAGCUCUUGGUUUCAUUUCAGCUUCAUGCAGGGGAAUGGGGGCCAGAGAGUACUUCGAGCCAUAACACCUGGCGCAUGCAUCCUCGGUUGCAGGAAUACAAUGGCAAGCAGAUGCUGCGAUCCUGGGCAGCGUAUUUGCUGAACAUCAUUCGAGUGAGCCACCCUCAGUACAAACCGGUCGAUGGAAGGCCAUCAAACCCGAGGUUCCAUUGCUGGACUAUGGGAAUCUUGUGUAGAGUAUCAGAUGCUUCAGCGGACGCCGUGCGGGGAUGGCUUGAUGCGAAGUAUGGUGAUGCCAAAAUCACCAAGAUGACCACUCUACAUCAAUGUGGCCCAGCGGAGGCGGUUCAGCCAAUCCACAAGGCAAACCCCUCGGAGCAGGGUCUUCACAAGUUCUGGCAUAGCCAGAGGUAG